Molecule: messenger RNA, 1942 nt
Organism: Bolinopsis microptera
Lineage: Eukaryota; Metazoa; Ctenophora; Tentaculata; Lobata; Bolinopsidae
Product: GATOR1 complex protein NPRL3-like
Exons: 1
Coding region: 19-1656 (545 amino acids)
Biological process (GO): negative regulation of TORC1 signaling; cellular response to amino acid starvation; positive regulation of autophagy
Cellular component (GO): GATOR1 complex
Source: RefSeq, a predicted model, not a curated record
CAGUAGAAAUGACGAAUAAUGGCACAGAAGCAAAUAACAGAGCUAAAGAGUUUGUUGAGUAUCAUCUUCGUUGUUAACGCUAACGACGGACCCAAAGUCCUCUUCAGAUACCCCCACGAUGUAGAUAACAGAAGUGAAGACCGAACUAUCCCCACCGGGGUUUUCUCCAAGAAGGGAGCCUCAGUAGAGGAGCCCGCUGUAGUGGACAGUAAAAUGGUUUUAAACGGUCUAAGGGAUUCAAGUCUAGAGAGUCUCCUCAUACCCAGGACACCUCAUUGUUGUCAUCGACCGUUCCGUGUUUCUGUUGACAGUUUAGUGUUCUUGGGGUACCCGUUUCAGCCUGAUAGCGAGGUUAAGUCUCUGUAUAAUAUCAUCUUUGUGGUUGAGAGGGACACGGAACCACAUAUCAUGGAAUCUCUGAUCAAUCUAUCGACGAGGAUGUCUGUGGCAUACGCUUAUGAGGAACGUAAUAACUCUUACAUUUCAGAAAACCUAGAUAUGAUUGGAAGAUACUACAGAGAAGCCGAUAUACCCACCAGAGAGCAUAUUAAUCCUCAUGAAAUAGAUGAGAUGGAGAUUUCUAUCGUGGAGCACUGUCCGUUUAGUGAGAUGAUAGACGAGGAAGAUAGUUUACCGGCUAAUCUCAGUGAGGUUUUCGACUCCAUCAAACAUGAUUUAUCCGCUAAAGUGCUGAUAAACAAAACCAUUAACUUCAGUUUUUUCAUUCAGCUCCACGAGGCGCAGAACUGUGCAAUUAAAACGAGCGUGGCUCCGUUUGAAAGUUUCAUUAUCUUGGAGGACCAUGUGGAAAUAAAGAAAAACUUAAAUCAUGACAGCUGUCCUGGUCUGAUAAAACUCCUCGACCUGCCCAGGCCGUAUUUCAGAAGUCUACGUGAUAUAGCGUUCAGUAUUGAUCUGGACUACCGUGAGGUGUGCAGGGCAGUCCUGGCACUGGUCCGCUGGAGGAAAGCCCUGAUCGUGUAUCCGGUAGUCAGCACCAAUGAGUACAUGGUAUCCCAUGCUGUUCCCAUUUGCAAGUACCCCGAGCACGAUGAGAUAUUUAGAGAGGAGUUCCCCGGAUUUAACUUUUACGAUGAACUGAGCAAGUUUUCUGUGAGGAAGAGUCUAAGCGAGAUCUUGGAUUGCUUCAAAGACAAGGAGACGAUUGAAUCUUACAAAAUGAUUGUGGUUUGGUUACUGAGACGGAAACUUCUGGUGCAGCUGUUUGCCCAUGUUUACAUCAAGCCUGCCCAUGACUCCAGCUCGGAAACAAAACUCAUAUGUCAGAACCAGAUACUACCAGCUGAACUCAGUGAGACUCCAGACAAAACCGAUCUGCAAACUCCUGAAUCUCCCUUAAAAAAUUGCAGCUAUCCGAGUCUAACCAGAGGUAGUUACAUCAACGACCAGACCAGAACGAAUAACUUCAGACAGUAUCUUUCACCACAUCAGUUCCGCAGGUUGAAAGAUAUUCAAGAUGUCGACAGCACUGUGUUGACGAACUUUGCUAAAGUUUUACCUCAUGCCCAUGCCGGGAGAACAUUCGAGGAAAUCUUGUGGAGAACUAAUUUACAGCAGCACGAUUUACAUGACAUAAUUUAUAGAACAUUUAGCGAAUUCCUGAUAACUGUUCGUCAUCCGACAUCCACGUAUUGAUUGAACAUGUCUUCUGAUUUUGUAUGCACUUAUUAUGAAUGCUGAAUGCUCGGGUAGAUAAUUUUGUGAGUUUUUUUGUUUGAGGCCUCAUCGUCCAGACGUCCACCAUCCAACCACCGUUUUUUUUUCUUUGUCCCGAAUUUUAUAAAUCUCAACUAACCAUCUUCAAAUUACUGGAUAACCGUUUUAAGGUCAAUCACAUAUUGCUGGGUGGUUGUGUGUCAUUAUUUUAAUUCUUAGAGUUUGUUAGUGUAUUUAAUUGUAUACAAUACUGAUUGCGACUGUA